GUACGUUUCAUUUAGGCAACAACUGGGCUGAGAUUUGGGGCUAGGCCCAUGGAAGUGUGACAUAGCAGUCCUAAUGAUUUAUCUGACUACUUUUUAAUCUAACUAACCAUCAGAUUUGCUCCACAGUUAUUCCAACUGCCUACACAAAGCUGUAUUAUUUGCAAAAAAAAAACAAAAAUAAAAGUUAGACUUGCGUGCCAAACCACUGGUAAGUAUGUCAGAAGUGCACAAUACAUUACAGAGAUGGACUGAGAGCAAAGUUAACCAGAAGGAAGUAUGAUGCCCAGAGCUGAUAACGUGGGACCAUUUAACCCCGUGUGUGAGUAGACCUUCUAUUCACUUUGUGCUAAGCUCAACACUUCACAAUGUCUCAGCGUUCAUAUCGACCUUCAGAAACUGACGGACCAAAGGUGGUCCUGUGGGCAGCUUUCUUCGUCACUCUUACUGCAGUGAUUCUGAUCGUGCCAGCAGAGCCUUUCCAGUUAGGAAAUCUUCUAGUGGAUAAAAACUUUGUCAGAGAAGGAGACACGGUCUCCUUUAAAUGUCGAACAGAAUCACAGAACUCAGAAGUCAACAACUUAGUUCACCUGUACAGAAACGGUGAGAAAGUGGAAAUAGAGCCAAGUGACAUAGAGCUGGGUAUUACCACCUUCAAGCUGAAGGGCAUCACAAUGGCACAAGCGGGCAACUACAUGUGCUUCUAUGGGACAAUGACACCAGAGAACAUGAGAGUCACAGAGACAAACAACUUGGUCAGCCUGACGGUCAUAGAAUAUUUGCUCGUCCUGCAAGCAGAUAUAAAGAAUCUGCCCACGGGCAGAGCAGAUGUGACCUUCAAAUGCUUCUUUUCCAACUUGAAGAAACCGUCAAAGGGCUCCUUUGAGCUGCACAGGAAUGGAGAGCUGAUCAGCACCCAGCAUAUGAGUGGCAAACCUGGCGUUGAUUUUAUCCUUAAGGGAAUUAACGUGACAAGUUCUGAACAAUACGUGUGCAUGUGCAGAACAGAAGAUGAUUUCCCUUUGCGGAGUCAAACUUUUUCCUUUCGAGGACCAAACAAUUCAGAAGAAUCAUCAACAAGCCAAAAGAACCAAUUGACAGGCAAGUGUCUGCUGAAAGACGGGCAACUUUUUCAAAUCUGUGUCCAAUGA
This is a messenger RNA of Erpetoichthys calabaricus (reedfish), 1148 nucleotides long. RefSeq lists its product as uncharacterized. Bases 366 to 1148 code for a protein of 260 amino acids. The transcript has 5 exons. NCBI's taxonomy places the organism in Eukaryota, Metazoa, Chordata, Cladistia, Polypteriformes, Polypteridae. The record is from RefSeq and is a predicted model, not a curated record.